AUGGCUCUGAAAGAUGUACAGAACGUUGCCGACACGCUAAAUGUUAACCUUACACAAAUCGAUUUUGAUCGAUUGGACUUUGGUGAGGCGAACGCGCUCGACACCUUCUACAACGCCGAUGUCGCACUGGUUGAUGUUACCGUACAGCAGCAGCAACCCAGUUUAUGUUACCAUAUCGGUGUGCGUGAAAGCAUGAAUCAAUCGUACAACAUUCUCAUGACAUACAUCGCCCCCGAUUCUGAGUAUCACAUCAUCGACGCUCUCAAGAAGACUCAUGCUCAUCUACCGAUGAUCGUUUAUAUGAAGUUUCCGGAAAGUAAUACCCUACAGUCAUACGACAGAAAUAUGAAUGUAAGCUAUAUUGAUUAUUACUGA
This is a messenger RNA of Cooperia oncophora, 375 nucleotides long. The record is from the annotation of a GenBank genome assembly. NCBI's taxonomy places the organism in Eukaryota, Metazoa, Nematoda, Chromadorea, Rhabditida, Trichostrongylidae.